CACAAAAGGUAAAAACAUCAGACCAUAUGUUUAAUUGCAUAUAUUAUAAUACAAGAAGAAGAUUGCAGGUUUUAAUCACAUUCUCUUAUAAUCUUCGCCUCUGAGUGGUUACAAAACGAGAAAUUAUCAUGGAUGGAAAAUUGUUGAUAUUUUUGAUGGUUUCCUGCCUUACCAUCUUUGAAAUAGAAACAAAAAUGAUUGUAAAAGAAGAAGCAAAAUUGAGAAAAAGAAGUGUUGAACUACCACCUUUAGAACCCAGUUCAAAUAGUUCCGAUGCAGACAUAGAGACAGACACAGAGACAUCUUCUAGUACCUCUGACAAGUCAUCUUCUAGUAGCUCUGACACGUCAUCUUCUAAAAGCACAUCUUCUAAAAGCACUGAUUCUUCAUCUUCAAAGUCAGUGUCACGAUUUCAAGUCCUAAGGUGUCACCCUGAGAAUGAAGAUGGUACCAGUCAGUCAUCAAAUUCAUCAGGAUCUGCAUCACCAAGUAAAUAUAAAAGUGGAACCAGUCAGUCAUCAAAUUCAUCAGGAUCUGCAUCACCAAGUAAAGAACAUAAAAGCAAGAGUAAAAGUAAAAGUGAGGGUAAAUCAUUGUCAAGUUCAAGUAGUAGAAGCUUCAACAAACCAAGGAAUGGAUCAGUUGUGAUGCAAGAUUGUGAUGAUGGGGAAUUUUGUGCCCUCACCUGUUCCUCUGAUAUGCCAAAAUGCUUUCCAUGUCCUUGUGCCAUCGCACCAGAUCAGUGUAUUUUGGUUUAUGAAAACUAUGAAUAUAAAGUGAGUUGUAACUGUGAAGGAUCUGGCUUCUUCGGCCCCACAUGUGAAUAUGACAUAAAUGAGUGUACAGUCCCAGAAUUGAAUAAUUGUGAUGCAAAUGCAGAAUGUACAAAUACAAAUGGAAGCUAUACCUGCACAUGUAAAGAAGGAUUUAGCGGUUCAGGGGAGACGUGCACCUUCACAGAUUUUUGUAUAUCUUCCGAAUUUAAUGACUGCAAUGUAAAUGCACAGUGUACAAAUGUAGGGGAUUCUUAUAACUGUACAUGCAAUGAGGGAUAUUCUGGAGAUGGUGUGACAUGUGACAACAUUAAUGAAUGUUCAAUUGACCCAGACAUUUGUGGUGCAAAUGCAUUUUGUUCAGACACUCCAGGUAGCUAUGCUUGUACCUGUAAUGAGGGCUACGUUCUUUUUGGAGAUCCUCCAAUUUGUGAUUUUGAUGAUUGUGCAACCGACCCAUGUGACAUUCUGGCAACUUGUACGAACGCAAUAGAAUCUUAUACAUGCACAUGCAAUGAAGGAUUUACUGGGCAAGGAGGACCAGAGCAAUGUUCACCUUAUUAACUGGUGACGAUCAAGAAGAUGGUUUCCGAGUAUAUA
Molecule: messenger RNA, 1373 nt
Organism: Ruditapes philippinarum (Manila clam)
Lineage: Eukaryota; Metazoa; Mollusca; Bivalvia; Venerida; Veneridae
Product: fibrillin-1-like
Exons: 12
Coding region: 129-1337 (402 amino acids)
Molecular function (GO): calcium ion binding
Source: RefSeq, a predicted model, not a curated record